AUGUCACCGAUCUCUUCACCCCCAGCCUUGGUCAUGGGUGGAGCAGGCUUCAGCUACCAACUGAACCCUGACCCCGAAUCUCUUCCUAUCGUCGACAUCCUCUUACGCGCAUUCGAACUUGGCGUGCGCACCAUUGACACAUCACCAUACUAUGAGCCUUCAGAGCAACUUAUGGGCGCUGCAUUAUCAGAUUCUCGUAUCCAGUCAGAAUAUCAACGGAGCGACUAUGAGCUCAUGACCAAGGUUGGCCGCAUCAAGGAAAAUGAAUUUAACUACUCCCCGGACUGGAUCAAAAAGUCUGUUGCCAGGUCACUGCAGCGAUUUGGAACUACAUACUUGGACGUUGUGUUCUGCCAUGAUGUCGAGUACGUCUCCUUGGAUGAAGCCGUCACAGCUGUUGGUGUAUUGCUGGAGUUUCAACGAAUUGGGGUUAUUCUGCGGGUCGGAAUCUCGGGCUACGACAUUGAUGUUCUCGCUGAAGUUGCUAGCCUUGCCAGACAGAAAUAUGGACACCCUGUCGAUGUUGUCCAAACCUGGGCUCAGCUCACCCUUCAGAACACACAAGCCGAAACCCGUGGGUUUGAUCGCUUCCGUGCAGCUGGUGUAAACACUGUGUUCUGCUCAAGUCCACUGGCUGUUGGACUAUUGAGGACAGGCGGUAUUCCUCUUGGACUGACCGGUGAUUGGCAUCCUGCGCCUCAAGGUCUGAGAGCUGCCGCGGCCAAAGCUGCUGAGUGGAUGGACAAGCAUGGAGAAGGAGAGAGUCUAUGUUCCCUGGCGAUGCAGUAUGCUAUUGUGAAAGCGAAGCAGAACUGCACUCCCUCGUUCUCGGUCUCAACCAUUACAGGCAUCAGUACUCUUUCAGAUCUGGAGCAAAAUGUGAUUGCAGUCAAAAGAGUACUAAAGACUGAUGGAAACUCUGAGAGCUUACGAGACUGUACCGAGCUAGACCCUCAAGCAGUGGAGAGCAGAUUGUCGCUCGCUGAGCGAGUUCGUCUGAUCAUUGGUGAGUGGUUAGACUAUGACUUUUCUGGGAAGAAGCCCAAGACAGUCGAGAAUGACUCCAACGGGAAAGAUAUCAAUGAGUCUGAUGCAGCAAAUAUCACAACACCGAAGAGCGGGGAGUUGAAGCAAUUCGCAACAAUCGGAGUGGCAGCGUGA
Fusarium musae is the source of this 1161-nucleotide messenger RNA. RefSeq lists its product as uncharacterized. NCBI's taxonomy places the organism in Eukaryota, Fungi, Ascomycota, Sordariomycetes, Hypocreales, Nectriaceae. The record is from RefSeq and is a predicted model, not a curated record. Gene Ontology annotation, biological process: dehydro-D-arabinono-1,4-lactone biosynthetic process. The coding region runs from base 1 to 1161 and encodes 386 amino acids. The transcript has a single exon. Gene Ontology annotation, cellular component: cytosol. Gene Ontology annotation, molecular function: D-arabinose 1-dehydrogenase [NAD(P)+] activity.